AAGUUCCUGAAUUCAAUCUCCAGUGCCAAAAAGAAAGAAAGAAAGAAAGAACAGCAUCUCAGCAAAGUAGUAUUAAUUAAUACCUGCAGACGUUAAUUAGAUUUAGUCAUGGGAAAUGAGGUUUUAGGUGGAGACUAGAAAGGUAGAAGAGGGUUUUUCCUCUCCACACUCAAUGGAAAGAAGGCGAAGGAGUUUAAGUUUCUAGUUUUCACGUCCAGCAUCUUCCACAGCAGACUUCAGUUGCUGUUUAGAAAGAGUAGGUGGAGGGCAGGGAUCUGGCUCAGUGGCACCGUGUCUGCCUCAAUAGCACAAGGUGCUGAAUUCUAUCCCCAGCAUCAAAAACAAAAGUUGAUGAUGAGGUGCUGGGGUGUAGCAACCACAGAGGUCCAGGCCAGCACAUGCUGUCCUGUUGGUACCAGAGGUUCCUGGAAUGGAGACUGGGGGUGGGGGGCAGUGGGGACACCUGGUUGCCAGGGUGAUGAGUCAGAAGCUGGGUAUCCAGGGGACGCUCCCUGGCAGCCGGGCCGUCCCGGCUGUGGACUCAUGGCUGUCCCUCUAGUCACCUGGGCAAGAGAGCUGAGCGCUGGGCCCCAGCUGACCCGGAGCUCUGGGCUCGAGCCUCAGAGAGCACAGGUUGUGCCUGUUCCCAAGGUGCUGUCCCGCCUUGGCGUCUCUGGACUUGUGUCCAGCUGCUUGGCGUGGCUGCCCAUGGCACCCCUGGGCUCAGAAGACACUGACCCUUGCUUGAUGCUCCUCUUUGGCCUCUCAGGGCGUUUUUCUUAGCUUGUCAAAGAGGACCCGCAUUUUCCUUUUUCCCGGGGCCGGGCUGGUGGAGUGGCCACCCCUCUGCUCACCAUAGGUCUUUACUUCCUGAGGGUCAGCUUUAGCUCGUCCCCUCUGACACCCGGCCCAGCCGUCCUGCUCUGUUCCCAGAGGGGCUUUCUCUGCUGUCCACUUCUCCCCAGCUCGCCCUUUCUGGUCACACAUUGAUGGAACAGAUUAAAAGGGCCAAUAAACUGUUCACCAACGACUGUAUCUUUCUGAAGAAAACGCUGAGCAUCCCAGUCCUAUCAGAGCAGCCUUUGUUGUUCAGUGGACUGAGCUCCUUCGAUUCUCCAGAAGAUGAAGCUGGUGACAGCUGCUCUCCUCCUGCGGAGGAGCUGGCGGUGGCGGGCAGCGAGCUCCCUCCUCCCAGUCCCCAGGAACCGGCCCCUCGGCCUGUGCAGCCUGAGGAGGUGUCGGCCAGAGACUUCUUGCACAGACUGGACCUGCAGAUCAGACUGUCCACUCAGGAGGCCCAGAGGCUGAAGCGGGAGAGCAGAGAUGAAGAAAGUCCCUACGCGACCUCCCUCUAUCACACUUAGACGGGCUUCGUGCUGAGUGGGUUGCGGAGAGGGUCGGAGCAGGAAGACUCGGGGCUCCUCGGGCCGCGUCUCCCGGCCUGCGGCCCGUGCCCCGGCCCCGAAAUCCGUCUUUGUCCUGGCGCCGCAGCUGCAGUGUAACCGAGCGCAUCACUCCGGCGGGCGGCAGUAGUUUUAGCCUCGCUUUUACAGUUGCUGGUCUGUGUCAGUCCCAAGAGGCUGCAUAUUUACGCCGAAGACAGUGUGCAUCUCCUGAUAAAACCCAGCUCUCGUGGAAACCCUGGUGGCUGUAUAAGUAAUGGCCGAAUAGCUGUGUGUUUGUAAGAAAUGCUAUAUAAAUAUUAUAUUUCAAUAUGUAUUACCUAUUCUGUAUUAAUGGAAAGAACCGAAUUUUGUCUGCUAUUUUGUAAAAAUGAUCUACAAAAGUCUGAAUGAGAAAAUAAACU
Molecule: messenger RNA, 1807 nt
Organism: Fukomys damarensis (Damara mole-rat)
Lineage: Eukaryota; Metazoa; Chordata; Mammalia; Rodentia; Bathyergidae
Gene: Lysmd2
Product: LysM domain containing 2
Exons: 3
Coding region: 990-1364 (124 amino acids)
Source: RefSeq, a predicted model, not a curated record